AUGCUACCUUCUGGCACGGGUUUGGUUGCUGAAGUCGAUGGAGAAAAUAAGUCUUACUACAAGCUCGUAAAAAUGGAGGAUGAAAAAGAUUACUACCGUUUCUUUAGCCUUAGGGAGAAGAAAGUGGUGAAGAUAAAGAGGAACCCUAGGCUUAUGCUUCCAUGGCAAAGGGACAUACUUCCCCCUGACGAGGCCAUCUGCUUCGGUUCUUCUCGUGGCUGGCUCGCCUUUAUCCACCCCCGCAAUUGCUCUCUCUACCUUUUCAACCCUUUCGUCCACUCUCAUCUCCCCUACCUCCCCCUUCCUCCCAUCCAAACCCUUCCUGAUAUCAUCUCAACUAUGCGCUACCCCGAUUUGUCCAAUAUUCAAACCUCCUCCUCUUCUUCCACACCUUCUUCGUCAUCUAAGUAUAAUUGUAUUACUGAGUACCAUGCUUGGAAACGGUACCAUCCUGUAUCAUCUCAAGAAUUAUGUUCUGAAGUUACUUUCUUUAAUAAGAUUGUUUUAUCCUCGUAUCCAUCCCCAUUCCCUCCCAAUCAUCAACUCCAUCAUCACGAUGUGGAUGAUUGUUCUGCCCAUCAGUGCACUGUGAUGGUCAUCCAAGGCUACGACGACACACGCAAACCCGCCUUUUGCAGGAUUGGGGACACCGCAUGGACUGCCUUAGAUGCAACAGACGAAAUGUACACAGAUCUCAUCUAUUUCGGCAUGGACCAAAACUUUUAUGCCUACAUUGAAACAUCUAGAUCUAUAGAAGCUUGGGAUCUCCGCAAUCCAGACUCUCCAAAGAAGACUGUCAUCAUUUCUAAUCAUAUUCCGCCAUUCGGCGACCCAACGGAGCUCGAUCGUUAUCUAGUGGACUCUUCAGGGGAAUUACUGAUGGUUGUUAGGUACUAUACAUACCAUCGUUACAAGAAGACCUUAUCAUUUGAGGUGUAUAAGCUAGACUUUGUUAAUAAGGAAUGGUUACUCUUGCCAAGCUUAGGCCACGACAGGGCAUUAUUCAUUGGUAUGAAUGAUGCCAUCUCUGUCUCUCCCAUUGACUUCCCUGGGUUGCCCAUGAAUUGUAUUUACUUCACUUCUCCUGAUGCUCAUUUCUUGAAAAACUCUCAUGAUUUGGGUAUCUUCAACUUUGAAGAUAAGAGAGUCACUCCAAUUUAUUAUUAUGACUUGGGCAUUGCGUUGCCUUCUCCCUGGAUUGUCCCUUCAGCUCAGCAAUGA
Molecule: messenger RNA, 1221 nt
Organism: Cornus florida
Lineage: Eukaryota; Viridiplantae; Streptophyta; Magnoliopsida; Cornales; Cornaceae
Exons: 1
Coding region: 1-1221 (406 amino acids)
Source: RefSeq, a predicted model, not a curated record